Cokeromyces recurvatus is the source of this 1409-nucleotide messenger RNA. Its product is annotated as ATP-NAD kinase-like domain-containing protein. Bases 83 to 1108 code for a protein of 341 amino acids. NCBI's taxonomy places the organism in Eukaryota, Fungi, Mucoromycota, Mucoromycetes, Mucorales, Mucoraceae. The record is from RefSeq and is a predicted model, not a curated record. Gene Ontology annotation, biological process: NAD+ metabolic process; NADP+ biosynthetic process. Gene Ontology annotation, molecular function: NAD+ kinase activity. The transcript is spliced from 7 exons.
UUUUUGAGUCAUCAAUAAUAUAUGUUAGCAUAUCGUUGCGUAUUUUUUUUUUUUUUUUUUCGUAUUCAUAAAAAUAAAAAACAUGAUGCGGUCAUUACGAUUAAACAAUAGAUCUAUAAUUAAUAAUAAGUUUUCAUUAAAUACUAUUCUCUGGAAGCGAUCAUAUUAUCAACAUGCUAAAGUACUACAAAAAACAACCUUAUUACCUAAUAAAGUGGGUUUAAGUUUGUCAAAAAAUUUCGAAUCAAGAGAAGACGAUUCAGAACUAAUCAAGUCCCCUAGAUCAAGUGAUAUAAUACAAGCACCUGGAAGCACAUAUGGUGGACUCUAUAAUCUUAAAUGGAAUCAAAAGCCAAACAAUAUAUUAAUUGUUAAGAAGCCAAACGAUAUUAAAACAGAAAAGGCGUUUGUAGAAGUUGCAAAUUGGCUUCAUAGAUCAAAACCUGAUAUAAACAUAAUUGUAGAGCCUGAGGUAGCUGAGCAAUUUUAUAAAGAGCUUCCUUUCGUUCAUGUAAUUGAAAAUAAUAAAAUAGAGGACUAUACACGUACCGUUGAUUUUGCAAUUACUUUAGGUGGUGAUGGUACAAUGCUUCAUUUAUCGUCUUUAUUCCCCAAAGCUGCGCCUCCUGUAGUUAGUUUUUCCUUAGGGACAUUAUGCUUCUUAAUAUCUAACAAAUUUGAAAAGUACCAGCAUGUACUAAGUGAUAUGAUUACAGGUAGAGUCAGACUUAUGUUGAGAAUGAGAUUAUUUUGCUCUUUACAUCAAUCAAAUGGCAAAAGGAUUGAAGUAAAUGGAAGAGAAGUGGAUGAUAGACAAGUUAUGAAUGAAGUAACUUUACAUAGAGGCAGGUUUCCUCAUUUAACUUCAGUUGAAUGCUUUGUAGAUGAUUAUCGUCUUACUGAAUGUGUUGCAGAUGGUUUAAUUGUGUCUACACCAACUGGUUCAACUGCUUAUUCUUUAUCAGCAGGUGGCCCUAUUGUACAUCCAAGUGUACAAAGUCUUGUUCUUACCCCUAUUUGUCCAAGAUCUUUAUCCUUUAGAACAGUAUUGUUACCUCCUAGUUCAACUAUAGAAUUAAAGGUAUAUAGUAACAUUUUUCUUUCAUAAAUUAAACUUGCUUUUUUUUUUCUUCGUACAGAUUGGUGAAAAGAGUCGAAGCCAAAUAGAAGUUUCAAUGGAUGGACACGAAAUAUUUAUGUUAAAUAAAGGGGAAUAUGUCAAGGUUCGCAUGUCAAAGUAUCCUAUACCAUGUGUAAUUCAUAAUAAUGAUGGCGUAGGUUGGGAAAAGGAUAUAAAUGAGCUAUUAAAGUGGAAUCAAACUUUUGGUCAACAGCAACAUGCUGUUAUUCAAUAAAGAAAAGCUUUUAUUUUACUAUUAUUUAAUUUAACUUUUUGCUUUGAUGGAAAU